Physeter macrocephalus (sperm whale) is the source of this 1338-nucleotide messenger RNA. RefSeq names its product collagen alpha-1(III) chain-like. Bases 1 to 1338 code for a protein of 445 amino acids. The transcript is spliced from 3 exons. The record is from RefSeq and is a predicted model, not a curated record. Lineage: Eukaryota; Metazoa; Chordata; Mammalia; Artiodactyla; Physeteridae.
AUGCUACCCUUCCCCACGCCCCUUCCGCGGUCAGACCUGAGCCCCUUCCCAGGCAGAGGCGCCGGCCUCCGAUACCUGGGGUCCUCCCGCACUCCGGCCAGCGUCGAGCCCAGGCUCCCGGGCAGGCGAGCGGAGGGCCCUCCGCCCUUCUCUGCGAAGCUCGCGGCGCCUGGAGGCCCCCAGGAUGGAGGCAACAAUCGCGCAGGCCCGUCCCCGCCGCGCGGAGCCGCUGUGUGCGGAGGCGGCGCGGGCGGAGAGGAAGGAGCGCGGCUGCGCCCCCUGCCCGCGCCGCUCGGCGGUCCCGGCGCCUUCGAGGGCCGCGCGUCCCUGGGUCCCCGCAGCGAGGCCUCCGGGCCCCUCCUCCAGCCCUCCGCCCGGCGGAAAGCCGGAGUUCUCGGCGACGGGGAGCGGGCAGAGGCCGCCGGGGUCUCCGCCUCCUGCCCGCCCGAGGGCCCGGGGACGCUCGCGUGCUCAGCGCGCCUGGGGGGGAAUGGGACGCGGGCAGAUCACUGCUCCCAGGAGAAGAGGGAGCCCCCGAUUCGAGCUUUUGAAUGCACGAAGUUUGGGGGGGCAGCUGAAAAGGUCGAGAGAAGGGGGGAAGGGAAGGAGGAGGCUCCCGGUACGAUUUCGGAGCUGACCGUGACCCCUCCUGCGACCGCGCUGGCCCCGGGCGGGCGUGCAGGGGCAAGGGGACGGCCGCCGCGCGUUCCGGUCCCGGGCCCUGCCGAGCGUGGCGUGGAGACUGCCGCCGGGCGGGAGCCACCGGUAUCCCCGCGGCCCCUCCAAAUCGGGCUUUGUUCCCGAGAGGACUCGUCCUUUCUCUCCCGGACCCUUCCCUCCACCCUGCGGCCCAGCUCUUCACCCCACUUCUUCCCCGGAGGACGGGUCCCCACGCAUUGGCGUCCACUCGGAUGGACACCGGGCACCGGAGAGGCCAGGGCCCCCCGGCGCGCAGGCUGCGUUGGCGAAGCAGAGAGCAGGUGGGCGGCGGCAGGCCUGGCCCGCGGCGCUCCAGUGCCCGGUGGAGGGCACAGCGCAAAGUCGCCGGCGGCCACCCCGGGCCCUGCCCACAGCCCGAUGUACCUCUGGCCUGUCCGGUGGGGUCGGGUCGCUGCGGCCGCGGCGGAGCCCGGCACCGGUCCCGGAUCACAGCUUCCAGCGCUCGGCCCGCGACGCGCCUCCGGUUACCCUGGGGCUGGCGUCUCUCGUCCCAUCGGAGCGCGCGGGGACAGCGCCCUGACGGCUGUGCCGGGCGACCGAUCGUCAGAUAUCAUUGACAACACCUUCCUUUCAUCGUGUUUUAUACCUGCCCUCUGCACGUGCGGGGGACAAGAGUGA